AUGGCUUCCACUGCUGCUGUCGUCCCCAAAUCUUCACCUCUACUCACCAAUCCAUCCCACUCAGAUCAAGAGUCAGCCACAGCAGAACACGUCGAGAUGGACGACUCCGCGCUACAGACUGUUGACGCCCUCCUCCGCUCAAGAGCAACAACCUAUCCCAACCUCCCCAUCGUAUCCUAUCCCAAGAGUGGAGUGGACUACGUCGACUACACCUACCAGCAGCUCGACGUGUUCGCCUACAGGGUCGCAAGACAUCUCGAGUCCAGCAUCCCUACAAGGACCACCUCCGCCCAGAAGCGCACCACAGUCGCCCUACUGGGCCCAUCGAAUCUAGAGUACCUCGUCACAUUACUGGCGCUUUUUAAAGCCGGGCAUACGGUGCUGUUCUUGUCGAUCCGGAUCCCGCCACCUGCGAUUGAGGCCCUGAUCGAGGCGACGGGGACGUCGUUCCUGAUUGCGGAUCCGCGUUAUGUCGAGACAGCUUUGGCGGUAGAGAAGGUGAAGCCUGGGCUUCGGGUCUUGGAUAUGCCUACGCGGGAUGUGUUUGAAUUUCCGGUUUCUGUGCAUGUGGACACGCAGCUGGAUGCGGCACUGGAUGUGAAGGUUGAGACGAAUGAGAUUGUCUACAUUAUUCACUCGAGUGGAUCGACGGGUGUGCCCAAGGCCAUCUACCAGAAACAAAGCGCAGCCCUGUCCAACUUCUCUGUCCACCCUGACAUGAAAGCCUUUAUCACCCUUCCUCUCUACCAUAACCAUGGCAUCUGCAACUUUUUCCGCGCUGUGUGGUCUCGCAAGCAGAUCCACCUCUUCAACGCCGACCUGCCGCUCACGAGUGACGCCCUGGUCAGCGUCAUGCGUAGCUACAGCUUUGAGAUUUUCUACGGCGUGCCCUACGCGCUCAAGCUUCUCGCUGAGAGCGACGAGGGAAUGAAGAUCUUGGCAGCGCUUAAAGUCGUCAUGUACGGUGGAUCGGCUUGUCCUGAUGACUUGGGAAAUUUACUUGUGGACAACGGUGUGAAUCUCGUCAGCCACUAUGGAGCCACCGAGGUUGGCCAGCUCAUGACUUCUUUUCGACCAGCAGGCGACAAGGCCUGGAACUACGUCCGCGAGAACGACAAGCUGGCUCCUUUUCUCUUCUGGCUCCCUCAGGGCCCAGGCCUCUUCGAAUGCUGCGUCAAACAAGGCUGGCCAGCCAAGACAGCCACCAACAUGGACGACGGCUCAUACCGCACAAAAGACUUGUUCGAGCCGCACCCGACCAUACCGCGCGCAUGGAAGUACAUUGCGCGCCAGGACGACACCAUCGUUCUUGUCAAUGGCGAGAAGUUCAAUCCGGUAGUGACGGAGGGCAAAAUAAGGUCCUCGAGGCUUGUGACGGAGGCAGUUGUGUUUGGCGCGCAGCAGCCUUAUUUAGGCCUGCUCGUCAUCCCGUCUCCCGCAACAGCUGGCUGGAGUCCAGAACAGAUAAUUGAUGAGAUCUGGGCCGUGGUGGACGCGACACAGGCAGAGAACGACGCGUUCGCUCAGCUGUCCAAAGAAAUGUGUGUGAUUCUGCCGCACGAUGUGGCGUAUCCGACAACAGACAAGGGGAGCAUCAUCCGCCAGGCUUUUUACAAGAAGUUUGCCAGGGAGAUGGAGACGGCCUACACCAACUCCAACGCCUCGAACGAACAUGCACAGGUCAUGUCUGAGGAGCAGCUCCGAGAGUUCCUGCGUGGUCUCCUCUCCAAAGCCUCGGCUGGCGCUCAAGGAAGCGUGGAGUUCGACGAUGACACUAAUUUCUUCGCCUUGGGUGUUGACUCGCUGCGCGCGAUCCAGAUCAGGGCUGAGCUGCUCAAGUCGGUCAAGACUGCCAGAAAGCUCACACAAAAUGUCGUCUUUGAGCACCCAUCUGUCCGUGAGCUGUCUGCGUACCUGCUUGGCGCGGGUGACGUAGAGACAGAGGAUAUCGAGGCUGAGAUGCGAGAACUUGUCAAGAAGUACAGCAACUUCAAAUCUGAGGUUCAAGAUGCGCCAAAGAAUCUGGGUCAGAAUGAUGGCGGUUUUGUCCUUGUAACAGGGUCGACUGGCUCGCUAGGUGCCCACCUCGUCGCCAAACUCGUUCGAGACAACUCCAUCGAACGGGUCUACUGUCUGGUGCGCGCCAGCGACAGUGACAUCGCAGCAAAGCGUACCACAGAGUCCAUGACCCAGCGCAAAGUGUAUGACGGUCUGUCCCCUGAAGAGCGCAAGAAGAUAAUCUCCCUCCCCUGCGACUUGUCCAGGGCAGAUUUGGGGCUUGAGAAACUCAUAUACCAAGAGGUGUGCUCCGGUCUCCGCGCAGUCAUCCACUCCGCCUGGCCAGUCAACUUCAACAUCAAGCUCUCCACAUUUGAGGACAGCCUAGCAGGCGUCAAAAACCUCAUAAACUUAUGCCAGCAAGCCUCCUCCUCCUCCAACACCACCCCGUCCUUCAACUUCUGUUCCUCCGUCAGCGCUGUAGUCCGCCAUCCCGAUGCUGAAGGCCCCGUGCCCGAAGCCGAGCCCAGACCCGAGUGGGCCCAAGGUAUGGGCUACGCCCAGUCCAAGUCCGUGGCAGAGGCGAUCUGCGCGCGGGCAGGCGAGACAUCAGGGGUCCCCGUGCGCGUGCUACGGAUUGGACAGAUCGUGGCAGACACGGAACACGGGGUGUGGAACGCAACUGAGGGUGUCGUCAUGUGCAUGCAGACGGCUCUGACGGUGGGCGCUCUGCCCAAGCUGCAGGAGGAGCCAUCGUGGCUACCUGUUGAUGUCGUGGCGCAGGGCGUGUCGGAGAUUUCUCUAUCAGGAGCUGGUAGUCUCUUUGCGAACGUCGCGAAUCAUCGUUUGUUUAGCUGGACGAAUGAUCUGCUGCCGGCUCUUCGUGGUGCUGGGCUAAAGUUUGAGGAGGUUGAGCCCAAGGAGUGGAUUCGUAGGCUGAGGGAAUCGAAUCCGGACCCGGUUGCGAACCCUCCUAUUCGGCUUGUGGACUUUUUUGCCACCAAGUAUGACAAGGAGAGUUUUGCGCCGUCGAAACGAUAUGUUACCGAGAAUGCCAGGAGCCUCUCUCAGGCUCUGGCUGACCCUCCUCUUCUAGAUCAAGAAUUUGUCAACAAGUUCGUUGGUCAAUUCCUCUCGGGCCCUUGGAAGACAUAA
Cryphonectria parasitica EP155 is the source of this 3153-nucleotide messenger RNA. RefSeq lists its product as uncharacterized. The transcript has 3 exons. The record is from RefSeq and is a predicted model, not a curated record. Lineage: Eukaryota; Fungi; Ascomycota; Sordariomycetes; Diaporthales; Cryphonectriaceae. Bases 1 to 3153 code for a protein of 1050 amino acids. Gene Ontology annotation, molecular function: phosphopantetheine binding.